CAAAUGUCAUCUGAUGAGUUAGAUACAUAAAAUCAUAAAUUAAGAGAGUAAAUUAUACAUACUGAAACUCUUAACAUGAUGGCAAAAUAUUAGUUAGUUUUCUUAAAGAUGGAGAUAUCAAUGAGAAAGCUAGCCUUGAUUAUAAAAUUAAAGUAAUUCUAACUGAUUAUUGUAGAGGAAAUUAAUAGAAAGUUUAUGCAUUUAGGAAACUAAAAUAAUCAAAUAAAUAUAGUAUUGACCAUUUUAAAGUUCUUUUUACAUAGAUAUCAUUAAAGUAUAAAUAAGUUGGAGCAAUUAUUCAAAAAAAAUAAAAAAGGAAUUUACAUUAUGCAUUCCUUAAAAUAAGACUUCAAUUUUAAAAAAACAAAAAUGAAAAAAUAAAGAAAUCUUUUUUAUAGGUGAUAGCUUCUAAAGAGGCGGAAAUAAAAAAUCUCUAAAUUAAGGAAUAAGAAAUAUUGGAGAAUAUAGCCAAUUAAAAAUAAAAGGAAUAAGAUUUCCAAUAGAAAAUAAAAUAAAAGGAUUAAAUUUUAGCAUCAUUAGAAAAUGAAUUGAGAAAAAAUUCAGCAAACAAAACUUUAGAUUCAAAAGUAAAUUAACUUAUUAUUUAAGUUAAGAAACAUAGAAAUAGAGAACCAGGAGAUGUAAGACCGUAUAAUGGGAACUGAAGAUUCUGUAAAUUUAUUUAUAAGAGAAAUGAAUGAUAUGCUUGACACUCAUGAAAUUAGUACUAAUUUAGGUAAAUAAAAAAACGACUCUACUAGGUUUAGAUUCUGAUGAAAACUAAUCAUACGAAUAAGCUCCUUAAGUUUUUGAAUAUUAGAGUUAAAGAUUGAAUUAAAAUUCAAGGUAAUAAAAACCAAAGAACUUUUACUCAAAUUAAUUGACCCGGAGUACUAAAAUUAAUUGA
Paramecium sonneborni is the source of this 907-nucleotide messenger RNA. The record is from the annotation of a GenBank genome assembly. NCBI's taxonomy places the organism in Eukaryota, Ciliophora, Oligohymenophorea, Peniculida, Parameciidae.